Molecule: messenger RNA, 2742 nt
Organism: Melanotaenia boesemani (Boeseman's rainbowfish)
Lineage: Eukaryota; Metazoa; Chordata; Actinopteri; Atheriniformes; Melanotaeniidae
Gene: col10a1b
Product: collagen, type X, alpha 1b
Exons: 3
Coding region: 176-2152 (658 amino acids)
Molecular function (GO): protein binding
Source: RefSeq, a predicted model, not a curated record
GACCAGCUCGGUAUAAAUACCUUGCUCCCACUGCCCUGGGAAGCAGCAGCUGCCACUCAGACAGGCAGACAGACUCACCAACUAAGGAUAUACGAGGACAGUGCUGGGACAGAACCUUACCGAUUUCCCCCAAUUUUUCCUUGGAGAGCAAACCUUCAAGGUUUAGCUUCAAAAGAUGGACUUGAGGGUAACGAGCCUCCUUCUUGUCCUCCUGGCCUUGGCUGAGGCGACCCCUGAAAGGUACUAUAGCCCCAAAGUGAAAAAGACUCCGUACCAAGCCCCCGUCAAGAGCCAGCCUGUCAAAGGACACCCAGGACCAGCGGGUGCUCCUGGUAAGCCAGGACCAAUGGGACCGCCCGGGCCUCCUGGAGAAAAUGGCGUUGGACACACAGGACCAAGGGGCCCUCCAGGACCUCCUGGAGCACCUGGCCACUCCCAAGUAGGUAAACCUGGUACCCCAGGUGGCCCUGGAAAACCAGGUGCUCCUGGCAUUCCUGGAGACAGAGGUGCCCCCGGUGCAACUGGACCAAUGGGUGCUCGAGGACCCACAGGUCCAUCAGGAACCCCUGGACCUGCUGGACUUUCUGCUGUUGGAAAAUCUGGACCAGCUGGACUCCCUGGUGCAAUGGGUCCAAGAGGAGAGCCUGGCUUGAAGGGACACCCCGGUAUCCCUGGUAUUCCUGGUCUCAAAGGAGAAAGAGGCAUUGGUGUUCCGGGUGUACAAGGACCAGCAGGUCCAGUGGGGCCAAUGGGCCCAAGUGGUAUGCCUGGCAAAGCAGGAGUUGGUCAGCCUGGUACCCCUGGCUAUCCUGGGGAACCCGGUAAGGCUGGUACACCAGGAAGAGAUGGAGCUCCUGGGCCAGCAGGUCCAUCAGGGUUGAAGGGUCAUACUGGGCCUCCAGGCAUAGGAGCACCAGGAAAGGCAGGCCAGAAUGGUACCCCAGGUAUGACUGGACCUACUGGGCCUAAGGGUCCACAGGGUCCUGCUGGUCAGCCAGGCUCCCCUGGCAUGCCAGGUGUUGGGAAAACUGGUGAACCAGGAAUUCCAGGAAGCAGAGGAGCCCCCGGUACUCCAGGAACUACUGGUCAGAAGGGAGAGCCAGGCCCAACUGGAUUUACCGGUCAGCCUGGUGGUCCUGGUCCUAUUGGCCCAGCUGGGCCACAGGGUGCAAGAGGAUUCCAGGGUGAGCCAGGUCCUGUAGGACCCAAAGGUGAUAUUGGAAUGGUAGGUGCACCAGGGCCAAGAGGAACCAAAGGUGAGCAGGGAGCUCAUGGUUUAACUGGAAAACCAGGUACUCCCGGAGCAGUAGGUCCCCCAGGAAUUCCAGGUCAUAAUGGUGCUCAGGGACCAAAGGGUUCACAAGGUGCUGCUGGCUUCCCAGGAUCUCCUGGGGCAAAUGGACUGCCUGGAGCAAAAGGACACACAGGUCCCUCUGGAGCACCAGGUAAAAGUGGUGAAUCUGGAAUGCCAGGACCUAUGGGACCAAUUGGUCCCACUGGUCCAUCAGGCCUCCCUGGACACAAGGGCCAUCCAGGUGCUCCUGGUAAACCUGGUCAACCUGGCCCAGCAUCUAUAGCAGUUGCUGGUCCUAUGGGUGCUCCUGGACUUCCAGGUGAGAGAGGUCAAGAUGGUCGCCCUGGGCCUGCUGGUCCACCUGGUCUACCUGGUCCACCAGGAGAGGUGGUCUACCACCAUGAGAAGAGCAUGCCAGUCAAGUCCCAUGAGGUUGUAGUGCCCCAUGAAAUGAUGAAGGCUCCCAUGUCUGCCUUUAGUGCCAUGCUAACCACCGCCUAUCCUUCAGCUGGAGCCCCUAUCGCAUUCAGCCAGGUUUUGUACAACGGGGAAAACCAUUACGACCCCAGCACAGGUGUGUUCACCUGCCAGAUCCCAGGCCUGUACUAUUUCAGCUUCCAUAUUCAUGUCAAUGGUGCCAAUGCACUGGUGGCCCUUUACCAAAACGACCAGCCUCUUGUCUUCAUCUAUGACGAGUACAACCAGGGCUUCCUAGACCAGAUGGCAGGCAGUGCUGUCCUCAUGCUGUAUACAGGCGACAGAGUCUAUGUCCAGAUCCCCGAUGAGGAGAGCAGUGGUGUAUUUGCUGCAGACAAUGUUCACUGCGGUUUCUCUGGGUUCUUAAUUGCCUCAACGUGAUUUCACAAAUCCCAAUAAAUCUAACAAGCGUACAACACAUUGAACUACUCAGAAGAAUAGAUCAGUUUACAACAUUCAUAAUUAAGAUUGUACAUUGGCUGAAAGUUGUACAAGUUUAACUGCCUCGUUCAUAUCUUCAAAUGUUUUCAAUUUACUAACAAAUUAACUUGAUUGACUGUGACGUAUAUGCUGACUAAAGUUUUAGGAGUCAAAUUAAUCCCUUUAUCCUGUGUGUGUCUUAGCAAUUGUCAGAAACAUGGAACAAUAUUGUAAGAUAUCUUAAGUGGUGCUCUACAACUGCCUGGAACAUUUACAACAUGUUGUUUUGGUUUUUUUUUUAUUAUUAUUUGUGUUUGUUUUUAUCAAUGUCUGUUGUCUAAGCGGUUUUCCUGAAUUAUACAUACAAAACAUACACAAAACUGUUGUAAUAUAUGUUAUUAGAGAUCAAGACAUUCUCACAACCACCAAAAAAAACUGAGAUGAGAAAUUGAAACUAUUCUUUCUUUUUUAAACUAUAUCCCAUUGGAUGUGUUAAGUUAUGUACCACUUACGGACCAAAACAUGGAAUAAAAGUUCGACUUUGAAAAAUA